Silurus meridionalis is the source of this 2394-nucleotide messenger RNA. It is a transcript of the gene il15, whose product is annotated as interleukin 15. Bases 310 to 912 code for a protein of 200 amino acids. The transcript has 6 exons. Gene Ontology annotation, cellular component: extracellular region. The record is from RefSeq and is a predicted model, not a curated record. Gene Ontology annotation, biological process: positive regulation of cytokine production; positive regulation of T cell proliferation; positive regulation of tyrosine phosphorylation of STAT protein. Gene Ontology annotation, molecular function: cytokine activity; cytokine receptor binding. Lineage: Eukaryota; Metazoa; Chordata; Actinopteri; Siluriformes; Siluridae.
UAGUAAUCACGUUUCCUUUAGACAGUUCAGCCAAAUGGAGUGGCUGUUAUGUAAGUGCUGUGCGAAGUGAAAGCGGCUCCGGGGAGGGUUGGAGUGCUCGAGAGUUUUGUGUACUGGAGCUCCACGUUGGGUUUUUCGGAUUCUUUUGUUUUUUAAUUGAUUGUGCGCCCAAGACUGAUGCAUUGAGUCGGGAGUGCCCUCGCAAGGCUGCACGGUGUAUAUGAACGACGUGGACAGGACGUGGGAGCGGUAUGAUCUGUCGCUCAGGUCGGAUCUCGGUCAUUCACUUUGACAUGAUGAGAACAUGUGAUGCGGAAUUGCAUGGCCCUGGUAGACAUCGCGCCCAUGAGCUUCCUUCUCAUCCUCUUCUUCAUCGUGGUCUCGGGAUUUGGGAGCAAACCCAGAAAGAAUAAAUCAAAGAGAACCGUGAGGUGUAUCUGUGUUGUUUGGUGCAUUGGCCGUAAUCUGGAGUACCAUAUAACCCUCGAGGGCUGGAAUUCUUUCUUAAUUCUAAGUUGUCUGAGUGUAUUUACGACUCAUGUGGAUGCUCACAGUGAACAGAGCCUACAAGAACUGCAGAUUUUGCUCAAAAACAUGACUCCCUUACUUGAGGUAUCGAAAGCGUCCUUGUAUGCACCUAUGCCAAGCGUACAAGGAUGCACUAAAAAGUUAAUGCUUUGCUACCUGCUGGAAUUGAAUGUCAUACUUCACGAGGAAAACGGUGAAGAGAAACACCUAUCUGUAAUUUACGACCUUAUAAAACAUUAUAACUCCGCCAACCAUUGCAGCAUGUGUUCAAAGUGUGAAGCUCACUCACUUGCCAACACCACAACGUUCUCUCAAAGGAUGAAUUCAUUUGUUAUGAUGCUGCUUUCAAAAAACAACACUUCUGAAUUUAUGGACUGUGAUUAGCACACUAAAUGUACACCAAAUUCAAGAUGUAAGUAAAUGUAAGUCUUAUUUUUUGUUGUUUUAUUUUUUUGCAUGUAGUCAAAGAGACUGAAACUGUAUUAAUGCCACAAACUUUAAUGCAAUGUUAAUAUUUAUUAUUAACCCAGAGAGCCUACAUUAUACAAAGUCGUUCUUAUGCUCAGGUCAAAUGUGCUAAUUUGAUCUAUCUAUUGUCUUUAGUUUUUACAAAUGUUCUAUAUCUAUUUUUUUAUACAAGUUGGGUUUCUUUUCUUUAAAUAUGUUUUAUGUAGCACAUAGGAAUAACUGUGAUAAAAUGUUUGAAUUCCUAAAACUUCUUACUAUGUUAAGGGAGGAGAUAAGAACACUGUUCUCAUAGCAAAUUCCUGUCAGCUGUGUUUAUUCCAGCUAGACAUACAGUAGGCUUAUUCUGUGUAUAUGAAAAUACUCCAACUAUGUGCUGUCUUGUCUAUGAUGUAGGAAUGUUAAACUUUGUGUUUAAGGUCAUGUUUUGCCCAAUAACUCUUCUUGUUUUUUAUUAAGUGGGUUGACCGUUUGAAAAAGCUCUAAAUAUAGAAGUGGAUCAGCCUUAAAUCAGACUGUUAGAGCGGGAUGGGUUCGCUGGACAGGUUUUCUAGCUAUUUAUCUAUUUGUACAUAUUCUUUGUUAAUGCAUUUCUCAAAAAAAAAGAAAAAGAAAAAAAAAUUAUCUGCCCUGGGUUGUAGUUUAAAAGGAAAACCAGUUCAAGCACUUCCAUAUUACUUUUACUGUACUCUAAUUCUUUGUUGCUGGGAUGAAAAUCAAUAUCUUCAUGUCGGAAAAGUGUCAGAGGCUCUCUUCAGGUGAGACGAGAUCCUGGAAGGAUUAAUGAAUGAAGGGAAAAGUUGGGAAUGACAAACAGACUAGGUCAGCAGCGGUGUUACAGUCUUUGUUUUGGACUGCAGUGGUGAAGCAGGACCUCAGGAGUUUUCAGAAGAAGCUGAUUUAAUGGACAUUCUACAUACCGGUCCUCACAUAUGGUGCACACAUCUUAUUGUCUAAUCGCUACAUCUGUACAGAGCUACAUGUUCGGACCAUUCGGAGUCUAAAUUAAACUAAUAAAGCAGUUAUUCACAUUGUGAGCCGUCGCCGUAUGUCACUUGCUUUCUGUUUUAUACUUUCUGAAUUUUGUUACUGAAAGUUUAAUGUUUGAAUGUAAUAAAGUACAGCUCAGACUUGCUGUGAGGUCACUUUUAGAAGCAAUCGAUAAUUAAUGAAUCACUGACAUCCUUAUGCUACAGCACUACUGCUCUUUCUAAUCUGAUUGGUCUGAAUAUGUUGUCUUUAGCAGCAGCUCUAAUUGUAGCUCUAUCUAGUCACAGGUUUAAUUAUUCAUUAUUAGGUCUUCUAUUAGAAUUAAAACCUCAUAAUGGACAGUAACUAUCAAGUGUCUUCUUUGUCAACUUCAGUCUUACCUGUUGAUGAAAAUACACCAUGACAAAACUA